Molecule: messenger RNA, 2901 nt
Organism: Phycodurus eques (leafy seadragon)
Lineage: Eukaryota; Metazoa; Chordata; Actinopteri; Syngnathiformes; Syngnathidae
Gene: fam217ba
Product: family with sequence similarity 217 member Ba
Exons: 4
Coding region: 399-2051 (550 amino acids)
Source: RefSeq, a predicted model, not a curated record
ACAAGCGGCGAGCCAGUCACUGGUAGCUAAACAAACCUGUCACUGACUGGGGAAGGCGAGCCAAACAAAGCGAAUUACCCGUAUGGCCGUGUUAUCUAUUUCAUAAUGGCGAUAGUGAAGACGUGCAAAAGACAUGUACGUCUGCUGUGCCACCGCUUCAAUGGCGUCGAAGCUGAUGUGUUGCCGCAGAGAAGAGACAACAUGGGAAAACUGUAGCAACGCGCUCGGCAGAGGUCCACACUGACGCAUGAUGCACUGCAGUACUUUUUCAGAAAUGGGUGUUAGCCUCCUUAUUUCUAAAGCCGAACAUCUGAUUCGAGAUCGAUUUUGUUUUCUUUCGCUGGAGUGUUAAUUGAAUUAACAGACUCAAAUGACCAUCGCCGCUGACAAACUCCAACAUGGGGCCCAUCAUACAGGAGCGCGCAGCAUCCACGACACUGAAGCGCGUCGUUUCCAACGAGAAGAUCCGCGUAAAAAACACUGAAAGUAGCGGACCAAACACCAGUUUAAAGAAAGGUAAGCAGAUGAAGAAAGCUGUGGGCCAAGUGAAAGGUGGCCUGCCAGGACCAGGGCAGGACCAGAACAUCGUCGGAACAGUGCAGCGGGGUUCACAGCCGAGGAGUUUCAAGUUUAAAACUGGCACCUCUCGAAAUACAUGCAAACUCCCAAGCCCGGCAGAAGAGCGAGAAGCGAGAUCUCAACUUGGACAACAUUCGAGUGAGCAAAGAAGUGAGGAAAGGCGAAACCAUCAGCGGAUGUCACAAUGCAGCACCGAGCUCCAGCAGAAUCAGGGCGCGAUGGGCAAGAAUCGACGAGCGCUCUCUCUCCCCCUCUCCCCAAUAUCAGGGCUACGACACAUGCCGGGGCACCUGCUAACACAUUCCCCAGCCCCCAUACCAGAGGCCCUUCAGGAGCCCUACAAGCUCGACGACAGUGACAGUGCUAGUGACCUGUCUGACUCUGAGAGACUGCCUGUGCUGCCAUCGCCUUGUACUCCCCCUCAUCUCAAUCUCCGAGCUGAGGUUAUUAACUCGAACGACUUCCCACUGGACAUCCCGGGACAUCAUGGAAAUGUAGCUGAUGAUGACGAGAGUGAGACACCUAUCCACUGUUACCCAGACUUUCUUCCUCCACCUUUCAACACCUGGAGCCUUAGACAGCUCACACUGUUUCUUUAUACAGAGAGUCGUGGUGCUCCCAGGCCUAAACCGGUGGGGCCUUUGGAGAGAUUCCUGGAGAGAUUACUGCAGUUAGAGUGGCUCCAAAUUCAAACAGUUCAAGCUGAGAGCAACCACCCACCUGGGAGACACACAAGGCCUCAGGCAACAUCUGGUCACUCACCCAGACCACACACAGCUCCAUCAUCUCGACUGAACUCCCCAAAAGGGCCACGGCACAGCCAGCGAGCCUUCCCAUGUGUCAUCAAUCCCCUGUCACCAUCCUCUGCUGCUGCCCAGUCCCGCCUGCCAGUUUGCCCACAUUGUCACAUUCGCUACCCCUUGUGCAAUGGGAGUUGCUCCGCCUACGCCUAUCAGCGCCACUCACGUCUAAGCCCACUGCUAGAGCGUAGAACCCGACCAGGGGCGCCCGUGAAGAGGAGUUGCAGCGAGACGCAAGAAGCCACCAAAGAAUCAAGGAGCCAAGGAGCACAAGGUGGAGAUGGAGCCCAGAUCCCAGUGAGCCCCUCAGCAUGCAGGAGCCAUCUCAGGCACAUGCAUGCAGCAGGAAACGCUCGAAAACAACCCCAGGAAUUGGGAACAAACGCAAACGGUAGAGGUCAGGUGAGGAAAAGUCGAAUCAGAACCACCUCUGAGACCGAUGUUAAGAAGGAACCCGGUGUGGUUAAAGCAGCUGGUUCUGAGAAACAUACCUUAGGGGCAAGUAAGAAAGGGGCCAUCGCCUCGAAGAAAUUAGAAAACUGGCAGAGGACAGCUGCAGGAGGUCAGGCAACUAAGACCGCCAUGAAAAGUGCUGCUAAAGAGCCGCAGUCUCUUUCUAAAGCGCCAUCUAGUGGUGGAAAAACACAAAACGUCCAAUGUGCUGCAAAGUAACACAUUGGCCUAUAAGUGCUUUACUGUGGUCACUUGGCACUGGAGCUUGAACCUAUGCUUGCCCUCUGUGUAAUACAUGCGUGUUAUAAUGUUACACCUCUGUCAAAAUAACUUUCACGAAGUACCAUAUAAUAAUAAGAAUAUACGAAUUUCAAAGCACAACAUCAUAUGGAACAGUAAAUAAAGAUUAUAUAUAAUGUUGCCCUCUGUGCAGGGGGAGUUAUUAUUCUGUCUCUUCCUCAGAAAACGCAGCUUCAUGCAAAUUGAAACAGACUACACUGCAUAGUUAUUUGUUAUGCUACUAAUAUUUACAAAAGGCAUGAAAAUGGCAACUCGUUGCCAGCUUUCAAUUUAAGUAAUCCAGGUUACCAGCUAUUGAUACAUAUACAUAAAUAUAUACAUAUUUUUUGUCACUGGAUAAUGAUCAUCAAUAAUCAUUACUGAUACCAAUUUGAAUGUAGGAAUGUUUUAGUUUAGUUGGUUUGCUUUUAUUCAUUUAUUUAUUGCUUGACCUUACUCUUUGGUGUGCCUCAUUUUAAGACUUGUUCUGUGUGUUCAUUGCAUCCUUGUCCGAGACGGCUUGCUAAUAAAUAGCAGCAUGCUGAAGGAAAGUGUGCUAGUUUCUCAUGUGCAAGUAGUUUUUGUUCAAAAGGGCUUGUGUAUUAAAGUGCAAAUGUCUUUGAAAAUGAGCUGUAUUUUGCAUAGAGCUGAGCUCUGAUGAAAUUAAUGACAGUAAUAUUUGCUGUGAAUGUAAAUGCAUAUUUUUCCAAAUUUUAUACACCAUAUUUAUGAAAUGUAUUGUGUUGGAAUUGUAUUUAUCAUUGUCAUUCUUAUGUUUACACAUCAUACA